This is a messenger RNA of Adineta ricciae, 633 nucleotides long. The record is from the annotation of a GenBank genome assembly. NCBI's taxonomy places the organism in Eukaryota, Metazoa, Rotifera, Eurotatoria, Adinetida, Adinetidae.
AUGCAUAAAUCAUAUCAGUCAACACUUCCCGCUUCCAACCGACUCUUGAAGAAAAAAUGGGACGACAAAUAUUACGAUGAACAUCGAAUUCUUGUACGCGAUGCGCGGCCAAGCAUCGAUACGCGUCCUCCACAAACAUAUAUGCAUCUUCAUAUGAAAUUGAAAAAACUUCAAUUACAAGAGGAACGCACAGCAACAAUCGAACGUGAUAAUCGCAUCCUGUUAGAGAAAAUGUCCAAUACGAUGAGAACAACCGGUCAGAUUGAUAAUCGAAAUUUCUAUAUCCCACGAAGUUUGAAUCAAGAAAAACGUCGACGAGAAUUGUUGCGCGUGUCGAAAGAAAAUGGAACACUGGCCAAGCGAAUUAUCGAUCGGAAACCUAUCUUAGGUCGAGAAGAUUGGCAGAAGAGUUCCCAACAGAACAACGCCUAUUUAAAUAAUAUCGCUAAGUAUGAUGCUAAUUGGCAUUGUAGAAAACCGGCAAGUGCGAGCAAAAAGGAAGAAUCGGAAACAACUGAAAAACCCAAAUCAGAAGAACCGGAAAAUCCACCUGCGGAGAAGAAAGGUGUUGGCAGUCUUGUCAAAGCAAACCCUGUAGCUUCAGACAAAGCGACAACUGACAAGAAAAAAUAA